AAACCGCAGCGAAGAAGAGCAAACAACACUACCAUAAGCUAGCCAUAACGACAAGUUGCUAACCGAUUUUAGAGACUUGACAAGACAUACUAGAGCAAAGUAACCCUGAGGAGCUCCACGGUCACCGCGGCCGGCGGGUCAUGCAGCUCUCUGAAAGGUAAUGAGCCGCAAAGCCCCGGGGUCUCGGCUCAGCGGCGCUGCCCACAGACUGCAGCCACACUGGAGUGACUGGCAGCCCAGAGUUGAAAGUGUGUCAUCCAGCCAGGACGGAGUGAAGUCCAGAGAGCUCGGUUCAGCAGCGGUGUAUGACGUGUUGCCCCCCAGCUGCCCCGACCAGCCCGCCGUGCCCAGCGAUGCCUACGCUCCUGCAGAGGCACACCAGGACGAGGAUGGAUAUGACGCUGGUCCGGGUGUCUGUGAUACUACAUUUGGUUGGAAGUCGGUGGGGCAAGAGUUGAGGCCAAAUGACGUGACUACAGAUUUGACUCCGUUUCAGCAUGGAAACCGUGCUUUAGCUUCAAAGGACAUGAGGAAAUCGCAGGACAGAGGGAUGGCUAUCUCAGAGGAGUCUCGGCUGGCCAACCUCCUGCGCAGAGUCUCCAGGGAGGACGACCGCGACCGCAGGCUGGCCACCCUCAAACAGCUGAAGGACCUGAUCAGUCACAGCGAGAGCAAAGUGACCCUGGUCAAACAGCUGGACACCAUCCUCAGCACCUUGAAUGACAUUUUGAAUGAGAGCAGUAAGCUGCUGUGGGAGCUGCGUCAGGACGCCGCAGCCUGCCUGGGUCUGCUCUGCACCGUGCUGAGCUACGAGGCCGAGCGCAUCUUCAAGUGGCUCUUCCUCAAGUUCACCACGGGCACCCGGGACGAGGUGAAGCUGCUGUACCUGGUGGCAGCGCAGCGCGCCCUGGAGGCCGCCGGGGAGAGGAAGGCCUUCUCUCACGUCAUGCAGCUGGUGAUGAGCAACCUGCAGUCCAUCCUGGAGAACGUGGACACUCCGGAGCUGCUCUGUCACAGCGUGAAGUGUAUCCUGCAGGUGGCGCGCUGCUACCCGCACGUCUUCAGCACCAACUUCAGAGACACAGUGGACAUCUUGGUGGGAUGGCACAUUGAUCACACACAGAAACACUCACUCACUCAGCAGGUUUCAGGCUGGUUACAGAGUCUGGAGCAGUUCUGGGUGGCAGACCUGACCUUCUCCACCACCCUGCUGGGACAGUUCCUGGAGGAUAUGGAAGCAUAUGCAGAGGAUCUGAACCAUGUGAUGUCAGGGGAGGUGCUGGAUGAAGACAUCCCCCCUCCCUCAGUGUCUCUGCCCAAACUGGCAGCUCUGCUGAGGGUCUUCAGUACGGUGGUCCGCAGCAUCGGAGAGAGAUUCAGUCCCUUCAGAGGACCCCCCAUCAAUGAGGUCUACGUCAACGAUGUUCUGAGCCGGGUUCUGUCCUGUGUGUCAACGGCAAAGCAGGUCCAGUUCUCUGAGCUGGUCCUCACGGCGGGGAACGAGUGUGUGGGGGUGCUGCUGACCAGUGUGGAGCCCUACGGCCUGCUGAUGGAGGCCAUCCUCACCUACGGCCUGGACCAGCUGGACUGCUGUCAGGCUUGCGGCCCUGACUACAACCUGGCAGUGCUCAGCCUCGUCACCUUGAUCAUAGACCAGAUCAACACAAGGCUGCCCGCGGCCUUCGUUGAGAAAUUGUUGGCACCCGAGUCCCGCCUGCUGAAGCUGCGCUUCCAUCGAGAGAAAGAGGUGAUGUCAGCAGUUCUGGCUGUGUACAAGGCGCUGCUGAGUCUGAAGAACAUUCCCACGCUGGAAGCAGCUUAUAAGCUGGUUCUGGGGGAGAUGGCCUGUGCCCUGUCCAGCCUGACGGGGACCCUGGAGCCCAGUGAGAGUGCCCCGGCCCCCAGCAGCAUUUGCCCCAGCAUCCAGCACCCCACUUUUGCUUCCCUCACCCUACCCCCGGAGAAGGCACAGUUUAUCGUGAUCUUCAACCUCAACACCCUGACCACCAUCGGAAACACCAAGAACUCUCUCAUCGGGAUGUGGGCGUUGUCUCCUACGGUCUUCACCCUGCUCAGUCACGAUAUGACGCUGGUCCACGCUGAGUUGGCUGUCUUCUACCCUGCCAUCCAGUAUGCUGCGCUCUACACCCUGUACUCCCACUGCACCAGACACGAUCACUUCAUCUCGUCCAGCCUGUCGUCCUCCCCCUCCCUGUUUGAUGGCGCCGUCAUCAGCACCGUCACCACGGCCACAAAGAAACAUUUCAGCACGCUGCUAAAUCUUCUGGGAGGUCUGCUAGCCAAGGAGCACCUCCCCCCCGAGGCCAGGAGGCUGCUGCUGACCUGGGCUCAGGAGAUCUCUGUGCUGAUGAAGAAGUCUGACAACUACAUCCCCCUCUUCUCCCUGCCCUCCUUCAACAAGUUCUGCAGAGGCCUGCUGGCUAACGGUCUCAAUGAAGACCAGAGUAUCUGCCUCCAGACCUGCCACAGUCUGCAGGUCCUCUCCUCCUCUCUGUCCACGGAGCUGCUGCAGAGGUGUGUGGAUGUGUGCAGAGUGCAGUUGGUGCACUCAGCAGUGAGGGUGAGGCAGGCCUACGGCAAGCUGCUCAGGACAAUCCCCCUCGAUGUGGCUUUAAGUAACCACAGCCACCCUGAGAUGAGGGAAAUCUCUCUGGCCAUCCGUCACAACAUGAGCCGAGCUCCCAGCACCACCUUCCACCCCCAGGACUUCAGCGACCUCAUCAGCUUCAUCCUGUACGGAGUCCUGCACCGCGGGGGGAAGGACCCCUGGCUGGAGCGCCUGUACUACAGCUGCCAGCGGCUGGAGAAGAGGGACGGCCGAGCGGCUGCAGACAGCUGCAGGCCGGGGGUGGUGCCGCGGGUGCUGCUGAAGACCGAGGCGGUGAUGUGGCAGUGGGCCGUGUGGGAGGCUGCUCAGUUCACCGUGCUGUCCAAACUCAGAACCCCGCUGGGCCGCGCUCAGGACACCUUCCAGACCAUCGAAGGAAUGAUCCGGAGCCUGGCGGCCCACAGUCUGAACCCGGAGCAGGAUGUGGGAGCCUGGGCCGGGACUGGGGGGGACGGAGAUGGUCACCACUCCAAUCAGCUGCGCCUGGCUCUGCUGCUGCAGUAUGUGGAGAACCUGGAGAAGCUCAUGUACAACGCCUACGAGGGCUGCGCCAAUGCUCUCACUGCCCCCCCGAAGGGUAUCAGGACGUUCUUCUACACCAACCGGCAGACGUGCCAGGACUGGCUGACGAGGAUCCGCCUGGCGCUGAUGAGAGUCGGGCUUCUGUCGGGCCAGCCGGCAGUCACCAUUCGCCACGGCUUCGACCUGCUGACAGAGAUUAAAAACAGCAACACGCAGGGUCCAGAGAUGGAGGUUCCUCUGACGCUGCUGGUGGAGGCUCUGUGUGAGCUGCGCUGCCCGGAGGCCAUCCAGGGCCUGGCCGCCUGGAGCCUCAGCACCACGGGCCGAAGCCUGGGCUGGCUGCCCUCCGUGGCCCUGCAGGCGGAGGGACGGUUUGAGAAGGCAGCUCUGGAGUAUCAGGAUCAGCUGUCUGCCGCCACAGGGAUGGACUGCAGCAUCAAAAGCCCAGAAUGCAGUCUGCUCAAAAUCUCCAGCAACACCAGCAGCCCCAAACACACCAGCAACGGGGACAACAGGAAGACGGUGCUGCUGAAGUCCAGCGAGUGCUCUCCUGAGGUGAUCAACUUCCUGGCCAACAAGGCGUGUCAGUGUUACGUGGCGCUCUGUGAUUGGUCCUCUGUGAAGGAGUGGCAGGCCGCCGUCAACGGCCUCAAACAGAACUCCACCAACCCCGUCGGCAUCAACCUGAGGACGGACUUCAACUACAUCCAGGCGCUGAGCCGCUUUGAGGAGGGGGACCUGGCGGAGUGUGGGGCUCAGCUGGAGCUGCUGCCGGGGGAGGACUGCAGCGCGCUGAGCAGCAGCAAGGACAAGCUGGAUCUGAAGCGGCUGCUGCCCUCCAUCAGUCCUGAUCCUACGGAGCUACAGAGAGCCAUCGAGGUGCAGCUCCUCCGCAGCUCUGUGAGCGCCAUGAGCAAAGCCCUGCAGCAGGAGCAGAGGACCGCAGCCAACCCAGAUACGUUGGUGCGCUGCCUGAAGCAGACGGGCCGGAUCUGCCUGGGUCCUCUCCGCCUCUCCACCCUCACCCUGUCUGACGCCCUGCCCACCCUGCCCACCCUGCAGCUGCACUGCACCGCUGCCCUGGAAAACACGCUCACCGGACAGGAAGAGUGUAUGAUUCCUCUGGGCAGCGAGGCUCUGAGCUCCUGUAAGCAGCAGGAUGUCCAGCCUUUCCUUCAGGCCCUCAGAUACACCAUGUUCCAAAGGCAACUGCUCCAGAAACUUAAAGGUCACUCUCCCUCCACCGACAGCCACCUCAUAGAGCUUCGUCUCACUGCUGUCAAAUUUGCCCGUAAGAAAGGCAACAUUGCCCUGGCGUCCCGCCUGCUCAGCCAGUGUGGGGACAGGACACAGGAAGAAGGGGGGCAGCAGGAGGGGCUGAGCCAGGCCUUCAGACAUCUCUCCCUGGAGGGCACUGUGGGGGAGAGGUGGGGCGCAGAGCUGCAGAUCGAGAAAGCUAAAGUCCUGAGGAAUGCAGGCCAGUCCAUGGCAGCCAUGGAGAUGCUGAGCAGGGCUGCUCUGUCUUACUGUCACGUGGGGAAGAAUGAAGGCGCCGCCUGCCGCUCCCUGCUGACACUCUGCAAAUGGCUGCUGGCCGACUGGAAGGACAUGACGCCUCAGCUGAAACAGGUGGUGAAGCGGUCAGGAGCAGUGAACUCCUCCAGCGCUGUGGGCAGCAUGUCUCCUCUGAGCCGGAACAUCGGCGCUCUGCUGGAGCUCCCCCUGGAGGAUCAGGGGAUCCCCCACAUCAUCACUGAGACCUCAGUGAGUGUGGGCGUCGGGGAGCCAGACUUCGUGCUGGGGCAGCUCUACCAGCUCUCCACCAGCCUGGCUCCAGAGAUGGCAAAGUCCUGGGCCGCACUGGCCAGCUGGGCCUACCGCUGGGGCCGGAAGGUGGUGGAUAACGCCAGCCAAGGGGAGGGAUUGCCUCUUCUUCCUGGAGAGAAGAAGGAGAUAGAGGAGCUGCUGCCGGCAACCACCAGUGAAGAAGACAAGGAGAUCAUCUUCAGCAUCCUCGGACAGGCCAUGUGUCGACCUACCGGCAUUCAGGAUGAGGACAUGGCUCUGCAGCAGGAGGACGAUGAUGAGGACGACAUGGUGGAUGUGAUCUGGCGGCAGCUCACAGGCUCCUGCCCCUGGCUGGGGGAGGCGGGCCAGCCCGUCACCGACGGUCUGAUCCGGGUCUGGAGGCGGGUGGUGGACCGCAUAUUCGGCCUGUACCGGGUCUCCUGCCAGGCCUACUUCACCUUCCUCAAGCUCAACGCUGGACAAGUCCCUAUAGAUGAGGAAGACCCCAAACUCCUGCUGUCCUGUCAGAACAGCAAACAGAGCAACGACGACAUGAUCGUCAUGGCAACCCUGCGUCUCCUCCGUCUGCUGGUGAAGCAUGCCGGUGAACUGAGGGAGGGGCUAGAGUUGGGCUUAGCCUCCACCCCUACAGCACCCUGGAGGGGUAUCAUCCCCCAGCUGUUUUCCCGUCUUAACCAUCCAGAGGCUUACAUCCGGCAGAGCAUAUGCAGUCUGCUGUGUCGAGUGGCCCAGGACUCCCCCCACCUCAUCCUGUACCCCGCCAUCGUGGGCUCACUCUCCCUGGGAGGGGAGGCUCAGAAUGCAGGGAGUAAACUGCCGUCAGCUCUGCCCACCUUCCUGGGCAGCAUGCAGGGGGAGGGUCUGGGUGGGGGGGAGGAAGAGCAGGCAGAGAGCGGGGCCCAGGGAGAGGCUUCAGAGGAGCUGUCCACCUUCUGCUCCAGUCAGGACCAGGCCAUGAUGCAGGACUGCUACAGCAAGAUCGUGGAGAAGCUGUCCCUCGCCAACCCCACCAUGGUGCUGCAGGUGCAGCAGCUGGUGGGGGAGCUGCGCAGAGUCACCCUCCUGUGGGACGAGCUGUGGCUGGGCGUGCUGCAGCAGCAACACAUGCACGUCCUGAGGAGGAUCCAGCAGCUGGAGGACGAGGUCAAGAGGGUGCAGAUCAACAACACGCUGCGCAGGGAUGAGAAGAUCGCCAUCAUGCGGGAGAAGCACUCUGCUCUGAUGCGUCCGGUGGUCUUCGCUCUGGAUCACGUGUGCAGCAUCACAGCGACUCCAGCAGAGACCCCUCAUGAGACCUGGUUCCAGCAGACCUACGGGGACCCCAUCACCUCCGCCCUCGAGCGCCUGAGAAACCCCACCAACCCCGCUAACCCUGCCAGCAGCUGGCUGCCCUUCAAACAGAUCAUGAUGAGCCUGCAGCAGCGUUCUCAGAAGCGAGCCAGCUAUCUGCUUCACCUGGACGAGAUCAGUCCUCGCCUCGUCUCCAUGACAACGACAGAGAUGGCGCUCCCAGGUGAGGUGUCGGCAUCAGAUGCCGUCACCAUACAGAGCGUAGGCAACACCAUCACCAUCCUGCCCACCAAAACCAAGCCCAAGAAGCUGUUCUUCCUGGGCUCCGACGGACGCAACUACCCGUACCUCUUUAAAGGUCUGGAGGAUUUGCAUUUGGACGAGCGCAUCAUGCAGUUCCUGUCAAUCGUCAACACCAUGUUCACCAAGAUCAACCAGCAGGAGCAGCCGCACUUCCACGCCCGCCACUACUCCGUCACCCCCCUCGGGACCCGGUCUGGACUCAUCCAGUGGGUAGACGGGGCCACGCCGCUCUUCGGCCUCUACAAGCGCUGGCAGCAGAGGGAGGCGGUGCUGCAGGCUCAGAAGGCCCAGGACUCCUUCCAGCAGCAGCCGGUGCCCCCGGUCCCCCGCCCCAGUGAGCUGUACUACAGCCGCAUCGGGCCGGCUCUGAAGGCUGUGGGGCUCAGUCUGGAUGUGACCAGGCGAGACUGGCCCCUGAGCGUCAUGAAGGACGUGCUGAAGGAGUUGAUGGAGACUACGCCCUCCAACCUGCUGGCCAAGGAGCUGUGGUGUUCGUGCACCACCCCCAGCGAGUGGUGGAGGGUCACUCAGUCCUACGCCAGAUCCACUGCUGUCAUGUCAAUGGUGGGAUACAUCAUCGGCCUCGGUGACCGUCACCUUGACAACGUGUUGAUUGACAUGACCACUGGAGAGGUGGUGCACAUUGACUACAAUGUGUGCUUUGAAAAAGGGAAGAGCCUGAGGGUGCCGGAGAAGGUCCCCUUCAGGAUGACCCACAACAUAGAGACGGCUCUGGGAGUGACGGGGGUGGAGGGCAUCUUCAGGCUGUCCUGUGAACAGGUGGUGCAGAUGAUGCGUCGGGGCAGAGAGACCCUGCUGACCCUGCUGGAGGCCUUCGUCUACGACCCCCUGGUGGACUGGACGGCCGGGGGGGAGGUGGGCUUCGCUGGCGCCGUGUACGGAGGAGGAGGCCAGCAGGCUGACAGCAAGCAGAGCAAGAGGGAGAUGGAGAGAGACAUCACCCGCUCCCUGUUCUCCUCCAGGGUGGCUGAGAUCAAGGUGAACUGGUUUAAGAAUCGAGACGAGAUGCUGGCCGUGCUGCCGCAGGUGGAGGAGGCGGUGGAGGAGUACUUAGUCCUGCAGGAGCUGCUCUGCCAGGGGGAGAAACUGCAGGCAAAACUACAGGAGGAGAUGGCCUUCCUGGAGGGGGCCGAGAACCAUCAGGACCACCUGAUCCUCACCCUGGAGCACAGGUACUCUGAACACACCCAGCUGCAGUCGAGGCAGCGCACCGUGCAGGAGGCCAUCCAGAGCAAGCUGUCGGACCUGGACCAGUGGAUCUCUCAGUACCAGGCGGCGUUCUCCAACCUGGAGGCCACGCAGCUGGCCAGCCUGCUGCAGGACAUCAGCAGCCCCAUAGAUCUGGGUCAGUCCCCCCCAGCUAUGUCCCCAGCGACGGCCUUCCUGCAGAACGCAGGCCAGGCCCUGAUCAGCCAGUGUGAGAGCCUGGAGGCGGAGGUGAGCGCCCUGCUGCAGCAGCGCCGGGGGGCCCUGCGCGGCUGCCUGGAAGUGCAGCUGACACAGCUACGCACAGUGGCUCUGCUGUACCCCAGAGCCACCCUGCUGCUGCACCGCGCACACCAGUGGAAGGCCUGGCUGGAGGAGCUGCUGAGGGACAUGACGGUGGAGCACUGCCAGCUCAUCUACAGACAAUACGAGGUGCUGUUCGCCCCGCAGCCCCCCGCCGCCUCCUGCCAGUUCCUGUCCAGUGUGGAGCUGACUCUGCAGCACCAGGCGGCUGAAACCAACGAGCGCGUGCUGCACCAUGCGGAGCGGCUGAAGGCGGAGGGCACCACGGCAGCCGCCUGCCAGGAGCAGCUGCAGGAGAUCGAGCACUGCAUCAGCGUGUUCCUGCGGGAGAACGAGGAGCCGGGGGCCCUCAGCCUGGCCGGCAUCAUCACAUCGGCCCUGUGCACGCUCUGCAGGAGGAACCUGGUGAUGGAGGGCGCAGCAGCCAGUGCAGGGGAGCAGCUGGUGGACCUGAUCUCUCGGGACGGGGCCUGGUUCCUGGAGGAGCUCUGCAGCAUGAUGGGAAACGUCAGUGCUCUGGCUACACUGCUGCAGCGAUGCCCCCUGCUGCCCCACGACCUGGACCUGCCGGCACCUUCAGCCACCACCCAGGCCGUGUACCUGGCCAACGCUGUCCACACCUGCUUACAGGAGCUGAACACCAACUUCCGUCAGAUCAUCUUCCCGGAGGCUCUGCGCUGCAUGGUGAAGGGAGAGCCCACCCUGGAGACCAUGCUGGGGGAGUUGGAGCAGCUGGUGGAGCAGAGCUCUGACGGGCUGGGCCUGCAGGGCCUGGUGGACAGUCUCCAGGCAACCACAGGGCUGGAGCCCGACGGGCACAACCGCUGCCUCCACAUCACCAGGAUGCUGCGUGCCCAGUACUCUGAGCUGAUCCAGCCUCGCAACAUGGAGGGCCCGGGGCAGGACACACCCAAGAUGUCUGCGGGGCAGAUGCUGUUGGUGGCCUUUGAUGGCAUGUUCACCCAGCUGGAGACUGCCUUCGGACAGCUCACAGAGAAGCUGAGCUCACUAGAGCUGCCGCUGGCCUGGAGGAAGGUGGAUGUCCUGAGGGAGGCUCGAGCCACGCAGCUUCACUUCUUUGACAACCCGAGUCAGAGACAGCUCAUGGAGGAGGUGUUCUUCCUCAAGAGGCUGCAGACCAUCAGGGACUUCUUCAGGCUGUGUGCCUCCUUCGCUCAGACUCUGUCUGGUACCUGCCCCCCCACUGAGGAUCUGAUGCCUACGAAUGGCCCUAUUGCUCUGGGUAAGCCUCUGUACCGGCGGCCCAGCGCCUCAGGGCCCGGCGUGGCCGUGGUGAGCGAGGAGCAGAUGACCCGCCCCAUCAAGGCCUUCACGGCGGAGUUUGUCCGGCAGAUGCUGAUGGGUCUGCCGGGCCAGGCUCUGGGUCUGGCCCUCUGCAGCACCCUGUCGGCCCUCGGCCUCGACGUGGUGGCUCAGGUGGAGGCCAAAGACUUCGGAGCAGAGAACAAGGUGCCUCUGGAUGAGCUGUGUAAGAAGGCGGUGGAGCAGAGCCUGGCGUCAGGGCGGGGCCCCCAGCUGCUGCUGAACAGGGCCACGGUGCUGGCCUCCUCCUACGACACGGCCUGGAAGAAGGUGGACCUGCUGAGGAGGCUGGACUCAAACCUGGAGGCCGCCAAGGCCAGCCUGCAGAGGAGCCAGCUGCACAUCGCCAUGUUCCAGUGGCAGCAUGAGGAUGUUCUGGGCCCCAACAACCAGCCUCUGAGUGUCAGCAUCCCCCCGCGCUCCGUCAUCCUCAGCAACAUGAAGAAGAAACUCUACAAGCUGAGUCAGGAUGAGGGAUCCAUCGUGGCUAUUCAGGAGAAGCUGGCGGCACUGGAGGCGAGCAUCGAGCAGCGCCUGAAGUGGGCGGGGGGGGCCAACCCAGCGCUCGCCCCUGUCCUGCAGGACUUUGAGAUGACCAUCAGGGAGAGACGCGCCAUGGUGGCCCGAGAGAACCAGCGCACCAGCCAGGUCACCUUCUUGUGCUCCACCAUCCUGAACUUUGAAGGCCUCCGGACCCGCUCCCCCGAGGCUCUGAACAUGGACGCCGCUUUGUUUGAGCUGCUGAAGCGCUGCCAGCAGACCUGCUCAUACGCAGCCCAGUUCAGCAGCACUGUGUCUCCACUGGAGCUCCAGCUGCUGCACCGACUGAGCCCGGGGCUGGACCUGCCCAUCGGCAGUGCUGAUUGGCUGAGCUGUGCCCAGAGGCAGCUGGAGGAGGAGCUGAGCGUGGAGCGGAGGACUCGGGAGGAGCGGGAGCAGCAGCUGGAGUCCUGCGGAGAGACCCUGCAGCUGCUGGUGGACUCCAUCAAGACCACUCUGUCCAACCACAACCGCCAGCUGGCCGACGUCAAGCACCUGCUGAGAGCCAUGUCCAAGGAUGAGGAGGCGGCGCUGGCGGACGGGGAGGAGGUGACCUAUGAGGGCAGCGUGCGGUACUUCCUGUUGGAGUACAAAGCCUGGCAGGACAACAUUCAGCUGGUGCUGUUCACGGUGGUGCAGGCCAGCGGGCAGCCUCGCAGCCAGGAGCAGCUGGAGCUGCUGGAGGAGAUCCCCCCCACCCUGAAGGAGCUGCACGCCCAGAGCCAGAGUGUGUACAAUGGCCUGGUGAGCUUUGCCUCCCCUCUGGUGACAGACAGAGAGGGGGAGUGUUCCAGUCCUGUGUCUGCCGCUCAGACCAGCUUCGCAGCAGCUGUUAAAUGCAGUGGGGUGAAGACCCAGCCAGACUCCAUGUCCCAGAAUGCACGGAAGGCUCUCCCCCGUAACCUGGGAACCCCCACUGACACCCCCCCCAGCACUCUGCUGGUGAACAGCAAAGGCCUCAACCCCAGCCCCAAGAGGGCGGUACGGGACCCCAAAACAGGACGAGCGGUCCAGGAGAGGAACUCGUACGCAGUCAGUGUGUGGAAGAGGGUGAAGGCCAAGCUGGAGGGCAGAGACAUCGACCCCAACAGGAGGAUGAGCGUCACAGAGCAGGUGGACGUGGUGAUCAAAGAAGCCACCAGCAUGGAGAACCUGGCUCAGCUGUAUGAGGGCUGGACGGCCUGGGUGUGAGCGCCUGCUCCUUCAUGUCUUUGUUCCAGCGAAGGCUUGGAGAUCCACCAGAGUCCAGCGGGUCUGGGGUGUCGGAACAGCAGCACCGGGCCACACUGGGGGGAGCGAACGGGAGGCGGAUGCUCAAUCCGCCUCCCAAACUCCUGGGCACCCAAACCGGUGCAGCGACCUCGUAGCACCGCUGCAACCACACCCCCCCAACCUCCGGCGAGCGGGCUAACACACGCUUUGUGGGCCUGCCGCCCCGCCCUCCUUUCUGGGGUUUGACCAGGCAACGCAGUGCCGGAUGGGGGGAGGGGGAAGGAAGGAAGGCAAACGCCUCCUCACCCUCGACUUAGAAACACCUUCCCCCCCCUCACCUGCAUAGCUCACCGUCAAGUUGUACCCAUAAAUCACUGCAUCCUGUUGAGCCAAUCAGAGUCCACCUGAGGGCAGGGUGAAGCAGGAAGUGAGCCGCCUCCCUCUGAAGCACACAGCCGCCGCGCUGUGGGUGGGACUUCACCGGGGGGGCUCAGAUGGGCCACUCACAUGGUCACACUUGUUUUUCUCUAAUCUUUUCCGUUGUGAUUGGCAGCGGGUUGGCAGGAGCUGAGAGCGAAGGUUCUUCAGGAUCCUGAAUCCACACCACCCAGCAGCUGCAGUGAAGGAAAUGAAGGGGAACAAUCAAAGUGUAUUUUGGUUGAUAAACAGUCAAAACUUUUACAGAAUUGUUGAUUGGAGUUGUUUUCUGAGGAGGUUCUUUGUGCUCUGUGGUUAAGUGAACGGCCUGUCAUGUGACUAGUUUCUGAUGUCUCAUCUCGUAGAGCAUGAGGUGACGUCACUCCACGAGGGCGGCCUCACUCUUUUUCUUGGUGUGUUUCUUCAGUCUGUGUGAGCUCUGUAACUCUUCUGUCCUUCUUUAGACCUGUAGAUGUUUUCUGCCUUUUUUGAAAUGCCUGUCACAAGCUGUUGCUUGCCUCAUACAUACUCCUCCCCCCCCCCCCCCCCCCCCCCCAAUGCUUGCAUUUUAUUAAUAUUGACUUACUAGUUUUACAUUUUUAGUGGGAGAAUUGAUCUUUUUGGUGAUGGUGCAAAAUGUUCAUUCUUAAAGCUUUUAUUGGAUUUUGUUGGAUGCCAAAUAAACAUUGACCUAUGAA
Trematomus bernacchii (emerald rockcod) is the source of this 12273-nucleotide messenger RNA. It is a transcript of the gene smg1, whose product is annotated as SMG1 nonsense mediated mRNA decay associated PI3K related kinase. Gene Ontology annotation, cellular component: nucleus. Gene Ontology annotation, molecular function: protein binding; protein serine/threonine kinase activity. Gene Ontology annotation, biological process: phosphorylation; nuclear-transcribed mRNA catabolic process, nonsense-mediated decay. The record is from RefSeq and is a predicted model, not a curated record. NCBI's taxonomy places the organism in Eukaryota, Metazoa, Chordata, Actinopteri, Perciformes, Nototheniidae.